Molecule: messenger RNA, 2835 nt
Organism: Neodiprion virginianus
Lineage: Eukaryota; Metazoa; Arthropoda; Insecta; Hymenoptera; Diprionidae
Exons: 3
Coding region: 559-2274 (571 amino acids)
Source: RefSeq, a predicted model, not a curated record
UAGUCCUCCUUACCUCAUCCACCAUACAUCAAUAAUUGACUGAAAAGAUGCAUCAAAAUAUAUGUCCGAACGACAUUAAAUCUAUUAUUGUAAUAAGCCCGUUAUAAAACUACUUUUCACGACACGCUUAUCAUACUCAACACAUUCAUCAGUGUUUCUUCCGCCAGAAAUUGGAAAGUGCGUAAUAUAACUAGGCGGAAGGUUGGCUGGCGUAAGUCGCAUGCCUGGGCACCUUCAAGCCCAUAAGGGAGUCGGUAAAUGUAGGGCACUGACGUUACCCUUUUGCCCGUCGUACCAUUUUGCUUGUUUCUAAAGGUUCUGGCCGUUCUGGCUGUCUAGCAAUCUUCAUUCAACCCGGCCCUACCAAUAUAAAACCAAGGCACGACCGAGGUGACGCCAGCUAAACGUAAACCGCAACAGUAGAUCUAGCGCAGCAAAUUCAUUGUUAAGAAAAUUCAAUAAAACCUUCCUGAAUUGCGGUUCGUGUAUGUAUGUGUAAGUUUAUUGAUAUCUUAUCCAAACUUGGUGAAAUAUCGUAUUUACUAAUUCGAAACAACGAUGUCAAUCGUUACGGAGCACGGCGGAAAAGGUUACGCGCCAUUACCGCAAAGUAUGAGCAAUACGGAUACUGAGAAUGAGGAUGAGGGUGUCGAGAAAAAGUCAUGUCAAUCUACAAAGCACGAUUCAACGACGAUGCAGGGGAAUGUGAGAUUUUUCCCUCUCGACGAAUCUAAAAACCUGGCAAACAGACUGAAGAAUGGUCGAAACACUAGUUUGGGGUACUGCAGCGACGAUAUACCGAUAAUGGUUAUUGACCAGGAUGCAAACAACGACCUGUGGAAGAGACCGCACAUGUCUUUCUUACGGCAAUUAUUUUUGGCUGCUUCCAUCCUACUCUGUCUAGCAACGAUAGUCAUAUUUCUAUACGUUCUUCCCUGCAAUGAAUCUAACUCGCUACGACCAGCUAUUAAAAAUCGCCCAGCCUUACUCUGGGACAACACUCUUCAAGGCAUGGAAUUAUACGGACCCAUCCUAGUUAUUCCUGGCACCCCACGAAACCUAGUAAUGAUGUAUCGAGAACAACUAUAUGGGGACUCAGUUGGAAAAAUGCAAGGAUCAAUGGUGCCACUUCGAAAAGGUGGAGUAAUUUCGAUACACGGAGGUAAUGGUUUACUUCUUUGGGUUGUUCGGCUGUCAUACCCGCCAACAGAGAUAGUUUGCAAAAAUCUUAACAUGGAUAAAUCCAGAAAGCCAGAAACCACCUGUCUAGUCGCAGGAGAGCCAGGACUGAUCAGCAUUAAUUCAACUACUGGGUUGACGCAGUGGAGCAUUAGCGCGUCUACUCAUUCAAAGCUGCCUAUGCUUUUACCUGAUAUUGAUGGUGAUGGAAUCGCCGAUCUAUUAAGUGUUGUGAUAUCUAAGGACCAGAAGAAACAAAGUCCAGCUUUAUUCUCUGGAAAAAGUGGAUCACUGCUGGGUCAAGAACUGAAACCAGAGUGUCGUCGUGUAUUCGUUUCCAGCUUAGAUUCAAAUGAUACAAUAUCUUACCUCUGUGAUGACUCUAAUGGAAAACAAUCCACGAAAACAAUAACCCUCAAGGAGUUGUUCCCUAGGAUACAGUAUCCUGAGACCAUGGAGAAGAUAACUGAUGAACUGAACGAGUUACAAAACCCUGUUGUUCCGUCCGCGCAAAAUUCGGAUCAGCAUAUUGUGCGCCUAACUGCGUUUCACCAGCUGGGAAUAGAACAUCAAGGAACAUGUCCUGGUGAUCUUUGUCAAACAAUAAUGAACAUCACUUUUCAAAAGGACUCGAACCAGCCGCGUAUGAUUUGGAAGAGUUACGGACCAAACGCAUACGGAAUGAAGCCGGCCAUUUUCACACAGAUUAACAAUCCACUCGUGACGGGGUUUGUGAUGAAAUUCUGGCAAUGGACUCCAGAUUCACAAAUAGAUAAAAUAAACUCGAGCAUUGUGCGGCGUACGGUAAUCGAGCGAACAUUGGUAGUGAUAAUAGAUGCGGCUGAGGUUCACCCUGUAAAUGCAAGCCAGACUGAAAUCACUCAAAUAUGCGAUGGUACAAAUUGCCAGCCAAGUUUGGAGCUACAAAGCCAAUCACUCGUCGUUACCGACCUGAACGACGACGGAUCUAGAGAAUUAAUCAGCUAUCAAACUUCGUAUGAAUUUCGCGAUAAUCUGCAAUUACUCAAAUCAAAGGUCGAGUUCAUUAUGCUCGAUGCCGAGGUAGCAAAAUUAACGCAGAUUAUAAUAUCGUAAAUUGUUACAAAAUAUCGGUUCAAUGCAAUAGUCUAUCACCUGAAUUAACUACAUGCAUACAAUUAUGCUAUUUCUGUGCUUCUCAAAGUUGUUUAUUAACUUUAUCAGCACGAAAUAUGAUUCUACACGAAAUAGAUUAUAUCUUCAAAGAAUUCUGUGCAAAAAUAGUCAUUACAUUUAAUUUAAUUUUAAUUAAUACAUUAUAUUUAAAAAAAAAUUCAUAAAAUAUCGUCAAAUUUUUGUCGUAUUCAUCAAUGCAAAUCGACUGUGAUGCUUUAAAGAUGUUCUCUAGUUAUUAUAUUUUAUGAAUUUUAUUAAAAAUCGAGUGAACAUUUUGAUCCACAAGCUUUGAACGUACCUAAGUUUUUGCCGCCUUCAAUCUUUAUAGAAAAUCUGUAAUCUAAACGUUCCUAGUCACGAAUAAGUAUUAAAUACCUAUAUUUUAAUUUACCAAUAUUUCUAAUUCUUUUAUUCAACUUGACAUUGGUUUUAAAUGUGUCCUAAUUUGUAAAUGAAGAAAAUUUAAAUAAUAUAAUUAUAUACACAACUUUAAAAAUUCGA